AUGAUCCACGAGGUGUCACGCAGCGAUCGUGACAACUACGUCCACUUCCAGUGUGAGAAUUUCGACAGAUAUACCGACGCUAUUGCGGCAGCUAUGCACGACAACUCCGGCUGGACCCGUCUCGAAGCCCACACUGAGCUCUGCGAAGACCAAGACUUCGCGGAUCAAUACAACUUCCUUGGCGCAGAGUUCGUAAAGAUCGCCGGACAAGAUGAACCAGAGGGGUUAGACUUGGAUUCUAUUCAACUCUACACUUCGACCGAUUUCAUGGACAGAGUAGAGUGCUUUACCAAUCCGAAUGCUUGUCCUAUUGCGGCGUGGGAUGAAUGGGCAACCUGA
Molecule: messenger RNA, 339 nt
Organism: Didymella exigua CBS 183.55
Lineage: Eukaryota; Fungi; Ascomycota; Dothideomycetes; Pleosporales; Didymellaceae
Exons: 2
Coding region: 1-339 (112 amino acids)
Molecular function (GO): metallopeptidase activity
Source: RefSeq, a predicted model, not a curated record